This is a messenger RNA of Daphnia carinata, 721 nucleotides long. RefSeq lists its product as uncharacterized. Bases 33 to 464 code for a protein of 143 amino acids. Lineage: Eukaryota; Metazoa; Arthropoda; Branchiopoda; Diplostraca; Daphniidae. The transcript has 7 exons. The record is from RefSeq and is a predicted model, not a curated record.
GAAUAACGCGGGGCUGGAGGAACAAUUGGAAAAUGGAUAAGAUAAUACAACAAAAGGAUGAUCAAAUUAUGAAGCUGCAGGCCCAAUUAUUGGAACAACACAAAAUAUUAGAUAACAGCAAAGCUAAGGAUGCUCAAAUUUUGAGUCUACAAGCUCAGCCAGGGGAAAAGAACAAAUUGGAACGGAACAGUUUCCAAACAGUGAAGGAGGUUUUUCCAAACUCAUCCCUAACUGAACAUGAGGAUGAAUUGGCAUUAGGCGAACACAGUCAGUUAUUCAGUCCACCACCUUACAGUGUGUUAAAGUUAAAUUCUGUUAGUGCUGCACUAAAAGAAUUGUUAGUAAUAAGUCCAUGCAGCGAAGGAAGUGAAGAAUUGUUGGACCGUAUUUGGGCCGAAUAUGGGUGUGGUACGGAAACCCAGAAAUGGCAUGAGUUCAACAUAAAACAUGGAUUAGAAUUUUAGCGGGGGUUCAAGUAAAACCUGGAAGUGUGACAGGAUUGAAGAGUGAGCCUACAGUUGAAAAACACUGAAAGUGCAUUACGAUUAAGCGAUGAACAUCAUACAUGGACUCUUUAGGAAAGGAUUUUCAGCAUACUGGGAACACAACUAUCAACAAUGCAACAUUCUAGGGGUGCUAUUUUAUCAUUCAAGAGCCUUAUACAAUGAUUUUCAUCUGCAAUUUGUAUGGCCUUUCCCAAGCUUCUGCCAGAAUUUGAAUC